Molecule: messenger RNA, 981 nt
Organism: Mollisia scopiformis
Lineage: Eukaryota; Fungi; Ascomycota; Leotiomycetes; Helotiales; Mollisiaceae
Exons: 2
Coding region: 1-981 (326 amino acids)
Source: RefSeq, a predicted model, not a curated record
AUGGCAAACAUGAAGCCAAUAUAUACAGAGCCCACCAAAACCACCAACUUGGUCGAUCGCAUUGCUCAGUCUUCGGCAGGCCUCAAAUUGAAGACUGAACCACCGGCAACAAGUGCUCCAGAAGAUCUCGCUAAUGCGCAAGCGAAGGAGCAACACAAGAACAUCGACGGAACUCCUGAGAAUUGGCGCUUCACGGUGCCAGUGCUUUUCCGAAGAACGCAUUCUUCGUCCAAGAUUCUAAAGCAACCACAAACAGACUCCGGAGCAAGCUUAGAGCAGAACGUCAACCUUCCUGUCAAUCAAUUCCGAGGGAGCAGCUUGCAAAGAGCCCACAGCAAAUUUUCGUCAUUCACGCGGAGGAUAUCAAAGCGUCUGCGUUCUUUGAGUCCUAGGUCUCCUCUGUGGAAGUCACCAGAUGAGAAAGUAUCAACUCUAGAUCGUCCUUCUGAGUGGCCUGAUAUGACCGAACUGGACUAUUUGAGACGGAAAAACCUGGCUGAAGCACGUCGUGCAGAGGUCUACGCUGAGGGUGUUCUCGAGUUAGAGUCUGCUGCUACAAAUAGUGGUCCACCACGGGCUCAUCACGAGCGUGUACAAUCAGCCCCAGCCAUUGUCCAGCAGCAUUCGAAUUCUUCCAAGCCGCUUAGCUCCGGCAUGCGAAUCCGCUCUUUCGAGGCCCUGUCCUUCCUCCCAAGAUCGCCUGAAGACUAUUCUGAGUACGAUUUUCCAGAUGUGGAAUAUCUCAUUCGAUUGGAUCAACCGGAGAAGUUGAUGUAUGCCCUGAAUGAGAUCAUUGAUCAUGAAGAGAAGUGCAAUCCAAUGAGCGGACUUUGCGAUCACAAGUAUAAGUCCCGCUCCGAGGAAAUCAGAUAUGUGGAACUCGAUGACGAGCACGAGGACGGACAAUGGUUCCCAACCAUCGAGGAGGCUUGGGCAACAUGUCGCCCUAAGGCGGAAGAGGAGGAGGAUUCUCUAAAGUAG